AUGGUAGCCGCUACCAACGCCGCUACCUUCGAAUCCGAUCGCCGGUACAAGCUAUCCGCUGACCUCUUGAGAAGGUUGUUCGACCUCUUCUGUCUUGCCUGGGUCGUCCCCAUUGCUAUCCUCCUCAUCCUGAACUACAACAACUGGACUGUCGGUGCCGGCGUUGGUUGCCGCCUCAAAUGGCGCAAAGACCACUGCUACAUCGGCCUCUUGGGCACCGACCGGUCUGAUACCUCGUCGAGGGCGGCCAAGCUGGAUCAAAGCGACCACGAAAUCCUGGGCGCGUUGCAACUUGUGGCCAAAGCACUCGAGGUCUGGUUCAGCAUUGUGGCCACAAGCUUGAUAUAUGACUUGACAAUGCUGCUGGGCCGGCAGGGCACGGGACUUCCGAUGGCGUACCUUUUGACGCAUGUAGAAUUUGGAGACAUAUCGACGAUUUUCAGCCAUACAUUCUGGACGUCGUCCGGCCUCUUCAGUCGUCGGAGGAGAGGAAGUCUUGCCUUGUUUGCAGUCUUGGUUGCCCUUUUGUGCAUCGCCUGCAACCUCAUGGGCCCCGCUACCGCUGUACUGGUGAUCCCGACGUUAGGAUGGUCGGAGAGUACCGUUCCCGGUGCCGAAAGAUUGAGGGAGAUAGCGGCGUCGGAUCCUCCAAGCAAUCCUGCGGUUGCACCUGGCUGUGAUGCUUCAUCGCUAGCAAGUGGCAAUUACACUUGUACAGAUUACUACCUACCAACACUGGAUGCCCUAUCAUCAGCCAUAUUAUUUGGCCUUCAAGAGUAUCAGCAAGGUUAUGGUGUGAAUCUCGGUAUCUUCCGCGAGAGUGGCUUGUCAUUCGCCUUCAACAAUACAAUUUUGGCUAGUGAGUCGAUUGUAUGGGCACCGAACCGCCAGGUCAUACGAGAAAUGUCUAAUGACUAUGUUGAGUUCCAAGCAACCCAAGUUGCCAAUAGAACGUUCGAAGAAGCGAGGUCUAUCGCCGCAGCAUGGAACCGAAAUCUCGACGAAGCUCUCUACAACUCCUACCGGAAUGUGCUCGACGUCUCGCUGUCACGCCAGGGACCCAGCCUCGGAACAAUGGUAUCGCGCUGCGCUAGGGGAAAUGCCACGGAGAUCGUUGUCUCGGAGGCGAAAUCUGUGCGCUGCUAUUAUUUCAACUGGUCUAUUGAUGGAGUCUACAACGGAUACCAGUGUAUCCGCGUUGGUCUCGGGUGGAACAAUGCCAGCCUAGUGAACUCCCAUUUCCUUAUCGGAGGCAUCGCCAGCACGCCAAAGGCAAAUGUCUCAGUCGGCGCCUACGCAGAGACUGAGAGCAUACUCCUGGGGGAGGAAUCUUUCUCAUGUGUCUUCCAGAGUGAAGGCACUCAACCUUGCGACUGGGAUCUUCUGUUUUCUGGAAAAUCCCCAGGUGCCACAAUCAACCUGGCAAGUCAACAACAAUACAUCGAGUAUGUCUUAUCACAGCCAGGCGUUACCAAUGCCACGCUCGUGUGCUAUAGCAAUACUUAUCUCGCCACCGUUUGGUACAAUAUCGACAUUUCUCCCGAGACGAAUUCGCUUGGUCUGGUCAGUCUGAUUUCGCCAGCUGGUGACCUAGUUGAGAAGCAGCAGCCCAUUGCCUUUCAUCCCGACUGGGUGCUUGCAGCCUGGGCAGUGCCCCGAUUUGGUACGGUGGAUGGCAACAGCGCGGCAGCAUCGAAUCUGGUCAACGCACUGCAAACGGCCGCCUCCACACAACCGCCUCAGACAUUCGGUGAAGACCCCGGAUUAGUUGCAAUCUCUAACCUACACGCAGGGUCAUUGCUCCAUGCCUUGACGUUAGUGGACUUCACAACGCUGAAUGCUACCGACGCUCCUGCAGGAGACGAUGCGCUGCAUCCGCGUCUAGCUAUGUCGCGAAGGCUCCGAGUCUGGGCAUACGGCCACUCAUCGCACACAUUUAGGGUCGGUAUGGUCGUUGUGAUUUUUGGUUCACUUUGUGUCUUUCUUCGCGUGGGCCUCGGAUUCUACAUCGUGUCGAAGCACAGAUCCACAACCAAAUUCCUCUCUGCCGCCUUGAGAUAUCGGCCGACUGACGAUGAAUUUGACAGUCUUAGGAAGAAGUCUGAUAUGGCGCAUUUCUCCCUCAGAAUGGUGCAGAAAGACGCUGGGGCGGUGGACUUUGUUCCGCCACAAGGGUAUGUGUGGUAUAGGCCUGUGCACGGGUCUGUAUAG
This is a messenger RNA of Cladophialophora psammophila CBS 110553, 2211 nucleotides long. RefSeq lists its product as uncharacterized. The transcript has a single exon. NCBI's taxonomy places the organism in Eukaryota, Fungi, Ascomycota, Eurotiomycetes, Chaetothyriales, Herpotrichiellaceae. Bases 1 to 2211 code for a protein of 736 amino acids. The record is from RefSeq and is a predicted model, not a curated record.